AUGUCUUCAUCUAACUUAACGCCCGAUCGAGUUUUAAUUGUGGAUAAACGUCUUGCACCAACUAAUGUCGAACAAUUUCAUUUCGUUCAACUCACUCAUCCUCGUACGAAACAGGAACAAUCUUAUGCUGUCGAUCAUCAAUCUCAAACAGUCUUUGAACUUGUUCGAAGUGUUCGUUCACAUUCGAGUUGGUUUAUUAAUGAUCAACAUGUAUUGCCAGAUGGAUCUUUGUAUAUAGUUACGCCAGUCAAUUUAAUAUUUCUUUUAUUACCUACACUUUGGUCUCAUGCUCGUAAAAGUUUUCUUUCAUUAAAAACAAUUAUGACUGAUUCACUUCAACAAUUACAAUUAGAUGAUGAUGUUGUUAUUGAAAAACUUCGUCCUAUUUGUGAUAUUGAUCUUGGUAAACAUUCAAUCAAAUUAAAUGAAGAAAAGUUCAUCGUAUGGCUUCGAGAUCGAAUCGAUCGACUUAAAAAACUUGUCAAAGAUGAAGAACAUGCAUUUGAUCUCGUUUGUGAAUAUUUAACCGAUGAUAUUGUUGAAUAUUGCCAGCAGGAAUUAAAACUUCAUGGAAAUGUACGAUACGAUAUUCCCAUUGGUACACAUUAUCUUCUUAAAAAACGCGGUUCAAUACAAACGAAAGCUAAAAUUAACUAUUCUACCAAUGAUAAUGAUUUAUCCGUGACAACAAUUGAUCACGCAAAACAAGUUCUAUUUGAACAUUAUGCCAAUAAAAGUCAAGCAAACGUUCCUCGUGAAUUCCAUCAGAUACAAAAGAAAUCCAAUUGUAUAUUUGCUAAACGAGCGCGAUGUUGGACUGCACCACAUUGGCUUGACAAUCUAUCAAUCGACGAUAAUUGUGAACGACUGUUAGCGAGUUUUAUUCUCUUCUGUGCAUUUGUAAAAGAUAUAUCCAUAGAUGGUUAUGCGAUUGAAAUUCCUCAUAAUCAUGCAACAGCAACUAUUGAAGAUUUCGGACAAAUAUUCCAGCAAAUUCUUCGUUUUCUUUCCGAUCAUGAUCCAGCGAAACGACAUUGUAUGAACGUUUCACCAUCACGUAUUGGUCAAAACGGUUGGGUAUUUGAAUUCGAUCGUAUUACUUUUUUUAUCACAACAUUUACACCUCAUUAUCCUGAAACACAUCCACGAUAUUCUCAUGGUUUUAAUAAUUAUUGUCACAUUCUAUUUCAACCUGAACUUUCAUUUCUUCGGCAUAAUUUACCUGAUGAUACUUCAGAUACAAAUUGGAUUGAACCAAUCACAAGUCGAGAUAAAAUUCGUGUCGCAUUUCGAGAUCAUGGAAGAGAAUAUCCUAUUCGGCCGACUAUUUAUUAUCCACCAUCUCACGAUAUGAUUAGGCCAUUGAGCAAUGAUUUAGCGGAUAUUGUUGAAUGGUGGCUUUGA
Molecule: messenger RNA, 1404 nt
Organism: Rotaria socialis
Lineage: Eukaryota; Metazoa; Rotifera; Eurotatoria; Philodinida; Philodinidae
Source: the annotation of a GenBank genome assembly